AGCAUGCUCUCUCUCGAGUUGGAAACCGAAACUGCGGCAGAAGACACGGCCCCCAGCACCCCGAAUGGAGGAGAGGAUAUCCCGGCUAGCAUUGAUGUGCUGGAGGAGCAGCGGCCGGUGAAGCAGUCCUUGGGUGCCUCCAUGUGCCGGGAGGCUCACUGGCGGUGCCUGCUGCUGUCCCUGCUCCUGUACAGCUGCCUGGGCGCGGUGGCGUGGUGCCAGAUCACCGGACUAGGCUUCUACUCCUCCUCUGCGAGCUCCUCCACGCAGCGCCCCCCUUCCCUGGGGUCCCUGCCCAUGCGGGGGGGGAGCUCGGGCAUGCCAGAGCGAAUCAGGCCCUACGACCCCCGGCCCUGCGGGGAAGGCUAUGUGUACAUCCCGCUGACAUGCCUGCUCAUGCUGUAUGCUGUGUACCUGGUGGAAUGCUGGCACUGGCGGGUGCACUGCGGGCUCCAGUGCAGGGCGGACGUGGAGAGCGUGUAUGAGAGGGUGCUGCGCAUGCGGCAGGCCCGGCCCUGUGUCUGGUGGAAGGCCAUCAGCUACCACUUCGUGCGUCGGACCCGGCAGGUCACCCACUAUCGAAACGGGGAGGCUUACACCACCAUGCAGGUCUACCACGAGCGGGUCAACACCAACGUGGCUGAGGGGGAGUUCGACUACAGCCACUGUGGAGGGGUGCGGGACCUGUCCCGGGACUUGCGGGGGCUCGAGGAGCACACGGCGACCAGGCUGCGCUUCACCAAGUGUUUCAGCUUCGCGGGGGCCGGGGCGGAGAGUGCCUACCUGAGCCAGCGCCAUCGCUUCUUCACCCAGACCGAGGGGCUGGACGAGUAUAUGGAGGCGCGAGAGGGCAUGCAGCUGAAGAACGUGGACUUUAAGGAGCAGCUCAUCGCUUACAUGGACCUCGACCGGCCCCCCUGGUAUGCCUCCCCUGCUGCCUUCUGGCUGGCCACACUCCUCCUGCUGUCCUGGCCCCUGCGCGUGCUCACGGAGUACCGCACCGCCUUCGUGCACUACCGCGUGGAGAAGCUCUUCGGGCUGGAGUAUGAAGAGGGCUCCCCCUCGCCCGAGGGGCAGGAGGAGCUGCAGCUGGGUGGGGGAGUGGAGCGGUAUCGGCUCCCCCGGUCGGAGACAGUCGACAGCACGGAGCUGGAGUGGCAUAUCCACUCCAACCGGCAGCUUGUCCCCAGCUACUCCGAGGCCAUGCUAAUGGACCUGGCCGGCUCCCAGAACAGCCUUCUGAGAGGCAGCCUUCUGAGAGGCAGCCUCAGGGGCCGCAGCUAUGGGACUCUUGUGCAGGACUGCGAGAGCUGCUUACGGGAGGGAGGCGGGAGGCAGCGUGGUGCCGGGGACUCCAGUUGCUCCUCCAUCUUCUCCCGGCACAGCCUCAGCUCGCAGCUCUCACAAGACACAGCACGGUUCUCGCUGUGCCGCAUGCACGGCUCAAGGCGCACGGUGGGGCUGUGGAGGAGCCGCAGCAGCACGCUGACGGCCGAGCGCUGCUGCCUGGACGAGGCCUCCUGUUGCCGCUCCUACUCCAGCCAGUUGGCCCUCAACACCAGCCCCCCCACCUACAGGGAUGCGCACUUCUUCCCCGUGCUCAUCGUGCACCGCCCCGAGGGGGGCUCCGGGGACGGGCGCAGAUAUUACAUCCGCAGGGGGUCCUGCUGCCUCGAGACUGCCCUCUGAGCCCUGAGCCCCUCCUUCUUCCCCGUGCUCAUCGUGCACCGCCCCGAGGGGGGCUCCGGGGACGGGCGCAGAUACUACAUCCGCAGGGGGUCCUGCUGCCUCGAGACUGCCCUCUGAGCCCUGAGCCCCUCCUUCUUCCCCGUGCUCAUCGUGCACCGCCCCGAGGGGGGCUCCGGGGACGGGCGCAGAUACUACAUCCGCAGGAUCCUGCUGCCUCGAGACUGCCCUCUGAGCCCCGAGCCCCUCCUCCCUGUACAGCUGAAGGGUACGCCUCAACUGGUACAGCAGGUGAUCAUUUCAGAGACCUUUGCUUCUCUCCCUCUCGACCUUCCUGAAAGACUAGAGGCACGUUCACAAUCAUUCAGAAUGAACUGGCUCUUCAUCGCUGACCUGCACUGUAUUGCAAAGGGCAAUUGGACAGACAUUUAACCGGGAGACAUUGGACAUUUACACAGGGUACGAUUGAACAGACAUCUCUAACCAGGAGAUAGUUGAGAUCAUUUAGGUCAUUUUACUAUGGGAUGCAGCUUACAUUCUCAUUACAAGUUUCUUUAGAGAUAUCUGCCACCUGAGCUACUUGGGUAAAGAGACAGAGAAAGCCUGCCAGGGGGCUUGUCUUUGAGAACCCCCUCCCCACAUCCCUCCACUCUGCAGCACCCCUCAGCGCCCUGUCUGCCCUCAUCAUUCCUUCCAAACCAGCUCCUGUCCCAAGAGGAGCCACAGGUCUGGCAGGCAGGUUGUGACUUUGGGAUGAUCCUUUGGUAUUGCAAUACUUAAUUCUAAUCACUUGCAUGUAGAAUUGAGCUUGCAUUGAGACUGACGUUGAGAUUCCCGUUGAAACAGAUCUGUAGUCAUAUCUGAAGACUGCAGGGCUUUCCAAGAAAUUAAACACAUAGCAGCUUGGGGGGUGUGGUGUGAAGAAUCACAGGUAAAUUACAGGACCUCGCCUGAGUCUCAGGGCAAAAUAUGAAGCUCCUUAUUAAUCCUGCCCUGUAAAAUCAACGGCUAUGAAAAUGACUUUUAGCACGAGGCCAGGCCAGUAACUUAAAGGGAAGGUAGCUUGAAAGGACCUGUACUUCCAGAUUGCAUUCCCAAUGGCAGAGACUGUUACAAGUGAACCCAAUAAACUCUCAUUGGAAUGGCUGG
This is a messenger RNA of Polyodon spathula (Mississippi paddlefish), 2835 nucleotides long. RefSeq names its product transmembrane protein 151B. The transcript is spliced from 2 exons. Bases 4 to 1689 code for a protein of 561 amino acids. The record is from RefSeq and is a predicted model, not a curated record. NCBI's taxonomy places the organism in Eukaryota, Metazoa, Chordata, Actinopteri, Acipenseriformes, Polyodontidae.